Molecule: messenger RNA, 549 nt
Organism: Trichomonas vaginalis G3
Lineage: Eukaryota; Parabasalia; Trichomonadida; Trichomonadidae
Product: protein dimerization protein
Exons: 1
Coding region: 1-549 (182 amino acids)
Biological process (GO): regulation of transcription by RNA polymerase II
Cellular component (GO): RNA polymerase II transcription regulator complex
Molecular function (GO): protein dimerization activity; RNA polymerase II cis-regulatory region sequence-specific DNA binding; DNA-binding transcription factor activity, RNA polymerase II-specific
Source: RefSeq, a predicted model, not a curated record
AUGGCUGAAUCUGGUAAAACAACAUUAGUCAGCUUGACGAAAGGAUUUAUAUCAAUGCUAGCUUGCUCAAGCACUGGCGAAAUAGAUUUGGUUGAAGCCGAAGCAGCUCUCGGAACUUCUAAAAGAAGAUUAUACGACGUUGCAAACGUUCUUGCUGGCGUUGGGCUUGUCGAAAGGUGUGGAAAGUCCAAGGUCAGAUGGGUUGGCGAUCUUAGUACUGUUGAUAGCGGCACAAAUCAAGCCUCAUUAAUCGAAAAAGAAGCAGAGAUAGAUAAAAUGAUAGAACAUGUAGACAAAUGCCUCAAUGAUCUAUCUUCUUCAGAAUUAUUCCAAAAUUACGCUUGGGUUUCUGAUAAAGAUGUUUUAGCACUUGCCCCUGAUGAUGAAGUUACUCUAUUUGCUUUACGAGGUCCGCCAUCGCUAACAAUCUCUGUACUAGAAGGCGAAGGCGAUGAUCCUUAUCAAUUAGUUUGCAGAGCACCUGAUGGAGAAGUUGAUUUACUUUCGAUUGGAAAGACAGGAGCAAGUACAGUAGCAUUACCUAAGUGA